Molecule: messenger RNA, 692 nt
Organism: Halichondria panicea
Lineage: Eukaryota; Metazoa; Porifera; Demospongiae; Suberitida; Halichondriidae
Product: bifunctional protein GlmU-like
Exons: 3
Coding region: 3-566 (187 amino acids)
Source: RefSeq, a predicted model, not a curated record
GCAUGCGCAAUAGAUAUCAUUGUUGGUGGAGGUACCAAAGGCAAAGGAAGAGAAGCUGUACCUUGAUUACAGGCCGCAAGGAAGGUAAUCGAGGCUACUGCACUACUGUGACAAUGGCCUCUGGACCAUCUGACAGUGGUGUGGGGAGCAACCUGUUGUGUUAUGCUAUUCGUCUUGGACCUGGGGAAGAGAUAACAACGAAGUUAUUGGAGUUUGUAGCCACACACAAUCUCAAAGCUGCUUUCAUUCUGAGUUGUGUUGGGAGUGUGCAGAGUGCUAAACUGAGACUGGCACAAGCAACAGCUGCUAGCAGGAAUCAUGUUCUGACACUGGAAGGGAAGCAUGAGAUUGUGUCCCUUGUUGGUACCCUGUCUGAUGGUGGUCACCUCCACGCCUCCCUCGCUGAUGAUAAAGGGGGUGUGGUCGGAGGUCAUGUGCUCGGUGAUAUGGUGGUGUUCACUACAGCCGAGGUGGUCAUUGGAGAAUGCUCACAAUUGAUGUUUAAUAGAGAAAUGGAUACUAGAACUGGUUUUCAUGAGUUAGUAAUUAGCCCAAAAUUGGAAUAAACAUCCCCUCACACAAUUCAUUGUUUUGCUAAUUGUUUUCCUACUCUAUUAAUUUUAUCAAUGUAUCAAUUUGUUUGUGCAAUUAAUAUUAAUAAAGACUUUCAACACAAAAACACACAUAAUUUG